Messenger RNA from Hypoxylon fragiforme, 2122 nucleotides. RefSeq names its product galactose oxidase. Bases 347 to 1912 code for a protein of 521 amino acids. The record is from RefSeq and is a predicted model, not a curated record. NCBI's taxonomy places the organism in Eukaryota, Fungi, Ascomycota, Sordariomycetes, Xylariales, Hypoxylaceae. Gene Ontology annotation, molecular function: protein binding. The transcript is spliced from 2 exons.
AUAAAAAAAGAGAUCCGAACCUUGUCAAACCGAACCGUCCAUCUACGACCUCCCAGUGCCUACUAUCCAGGCCUCAUUCUCUUUCUGGAAAGGUGCACACACACACGCACGAACACACACAAGUUUCAUACAGGGGGGCAAAUGAGCUAUUGAUUACCGAGAGACUACCCGGGGUUAGGCGAACUAGGUAUUUUUGGCGACUGUCCUUGUGACGUACACAUAACAGACAGGUCACAAUUCAGUAAAAAAAAAAAAAAAAAUAAAGACCCAAAAAAGACGAUAGUAUUUUUUGAAUGUGGAACGUGGGCAAUGUUCGACAAACCUCGGGCUCACUGCUGACAAUACAAUGGCCGACAACUCGCGGUCGCCAACCGCAUCUAGCAACAAAUCGAGGACCGUUCGAUCCCAGAAGAUUGCCUCGCCUUCUACCGAUGGCUCCGACGUAAACGAGGCUUCAGACCGAGUUAACCCUCCUGGCCGAAGCCAUACCCCAGGCCAUCUUGCAUCUAAAAGUCAGGGCAGCUCUGCAGCAAACAGACGCAAACCCUCAGAGCCCUCAAUACGAGCACGUUCGCAAUCCGUCGUUGCCAAGUCCGCCUUCGCUCCACCUCCGCCGCCGCCAACUCAGACACCUAUACCUACUCUUACGCUUCGACGCCAUGGGGAUUACAAUAACCCCGUUCCAACAGAUCCGCAGGCCGGAUCAGCCUCUAACCAAGAUGCCGAUGCGCGUCGCCCCGCAACUAUGCGCUCUACUUCCGCCAUAGCGGGUCGCACCACCACCCUCAGUUCAGCCUCGGGGGGAGGGCCUCGUAAGUCGUCUGCCCCUCCGCGGCCGCGGGGACCCCACGUCCCCUUUCCACCCUUACAAGACCCAAAGACCGCACCCGAUGUGCCCGCCGCGCCAUCGUCUGGCAUGUACUGGUCGCGAGCGCCUGUAUCUGGGGCAUCCCACACGCCACUUCGCGCACAUACCACGACGCUGUUAGGGAGCAACGUGUAUGUAUUUGGGGGCUGCGACUCGCGCGCCUGUUUCAAUGAGCUGUACGUCUUAGAUGCAGACUCGUUUCAUUGGAGCAGUCCGCACGUAUCUGGCGACAUCCCUGUGCCCCUGCGCGCUAUGACAUGUACAGCUGUGGGUAAGAAGUUGGUGGUUUUUGGGGGUGGCGAUGGCCCCGCCUACUACAACGACGUGUAUGUGCUAGAUACGGUCAACUUCCGAUGGCACCGGCCGCGAAUCGUGGGAGACCGAGUGCCAAGCGCACGGCGGGCGCACACCGCUUGCUUGUACAAGAAUGGUAUUUACAUGUUUGGCGGCGGCGACGGGGUGCGCGCUCUCAAUGACAUCUGGCGGCUGGACGUGACGGAUGUUCAUAAAAUGAGCUGGAAGCUGGUAUCAGGACCCUCGGCACCAUCAAGUUCUGGAAGCGGUAGCACACCAGUCAAAGACACUAGUCGGCCCAAAGCGCGAGGUUAUCAUACAGCCAACAUGGUAGGCAGCAAGUUGAUCAUCUACGGAGGUUCAGAUGGCGGCGAGUGCUUUAACGACGUAUGGGUGUACGACGUCGAUACACACGUCUGGAAAACGGUGCUGAUUCCGGUAACCUUCCGGCGGUUAUCGCAUACCUCAACUAUCGUGGGCUCAUAUCUUUUCAUCAUUGGUGGACACGACGGUAACGAGUACUCGAACGACGUGCUUCUGCUCAACUUGGUCACUAUGACCUGGGACAAACGAAAAGUCUAUGGGCUACCGCCUAGCGGCCGCGGAUACCACGGCACCAUACUAUACGACAGCCGACUCCUUGUGGUCGGUGGCUUUGAUGGCAGUGAAGUUUUUAGCGAUGUCUGGAUUUUGGACCUGGCUGUUCAUGCGUAUUACUCGCAGAUCAGCCAUUUCAGUAUCGAGGUCUAGCCUCACCCAGGGAUGGACUCUUAUCUAGGGAUUAUUAUAUUUAUAUCUAGGACAGACCAUCUACAUCUUACAUGACUUAUCUAUAUCUAUCACGCACAAACUUUUGGACAUAAUGGAAGAUAGCGGGAGGUUCAUGUUGCUUUUUUUUUAAACAGCGUAAUGACAGAUACGGGACUUUCUAGGUGGAAUGGAGGGAGGUGUUAAACGGGG